UCUGAGCUGAACUAAACUUUGAGUCUUUGUUCGAGAGAAGCGCGAGGAGCGAGUCCAGAGAACCAGAACCAGAACCAGAGAACCAGAACCAGAGAACCAGAGAACCAGAGAGCCGGUCCUGCUGCGGGCUCACUGCCACCAACAACCCGGGAAAACCCCCGAGGAGUCCCGCGAGGAGGGUGUGAGGAGCCGGGCACAGCUUGGGGAGAUACUCGGAGGAGGACAUGGAUCCAGAGUGAGAGCUCCGGUUCGAGAGGGACACACAUGGACGGACCGACGGACCGCGAGCGCUCUGAUCCGGUCCCGAUUCGGGUACGAUGAAACUUUGAGGCCGGUGGUUCUGGACCUGGCUCGGACCGACGCGGGUUGUUGUCCUGGUGCCUCCUGGGAAAUAAAAAGUAUUAAUCAGCUGAGCAGAGCGUGGAUGAGGCUCGGUUCCGGUUCUUCUCUCUGCGGGUCAUGGAGCUCUGCGGGCGGCCGCUGCUGCUGCUGCUGCUCGGCCUGAUGCUCCGCUUCUGCUCCGGGGACACGGAGGACCGCCUCGUGUCGGACCGGUACGAGGUGUACUGGAACAGCUCCAACCCCCGGUUCUUCGGGGGCGAGUACACGGUGGAGGUGGCGAUCAACGACUACCUGGACGUUUACUGUCCGCACUACGAGGGGGCGGAGUCAUCGGAGCGCACGGAGCAGUACGUGUUGUACAUGGUGAACUACGACGGUUACACCACGUGUGACCACCGCAGGAAGGGAUUCAAACGCUGGGAGUGUAACCGCCCACUGAGCGCCAGCGGACCGCUCAAGUUCUCCGAGAAGUUCCAGCUGUUCACUCCGUUUAGCCUCGGCUUCGAGUUCCGGCCAGGACACGAGUACUAUUACAUCUCGUCUCCUCAUCUGAAUUUGGCUGGAGAACCUUGUUUGAAGCUGAAGAUUUACGUCAAACCAACGAACGACUCUGUGUACGAGUCUCCGGAGCCGUUUCUGACGGACGACACCACCGGCGGCUGCGUCCUCGCCAUGCCCCGCCUCUCCCUGCUUUUCACCAUGUUGCUCGCGACACUCUUCGUCCUCUUCUUCGCCUCGUCAUAGUUCCUCCUCCUCAUCCUCCUCCUGUCGCUCUGACAGACCGGACACGAGGCAGGAACACGUCUCCCCGACCUCUGACCUUCAUCUGAGGUCAACUCAGCAGCUCAGCCACUCAGGAGGCAGAGACUGAUGGUGGGAGGAGCCUGGAGCUCAGGUGGCUCCAAAUACCACAGCUGUUCAUUUUUUAAAUAAAUUAAAACUUAUUAUUUUAUAUUAACACAACAAAAAUUCUUCAUUAAAUUUAAACCUUAUUUGAACUUUAUUUACAGCAAAAUAAAUAAUUUUCAAAUAUUAAAACAAAGAAGUAAUGGAGAAAUUAAAUAAAACAUUUAAAUGCAAAGCUGGAGGUGAAGUUAAAGAUCAAAUCUGACUUUUUAUAACUGAACAAGAUCAUGUCUUAUUUUUUGUAUACAAAAAUAACACAAACAUGACUUUAAUGUUCAUUUGUUUCCUUCUUUGAUUGUUAGAUGAUGUCUCUCUCUCGCUCUGUCUCUGUCUCCCUCUAUCUCCCUCUCUGUUUCUCUCUUACUCUCUCUCACCCUGUCUCUCUCUCUCUCUCUCUGUCAAUCUCUCUCUCUCUCUCUCUCUCUCUCUCUCUCUCUCUCUGUCUGUCUGUCUAUAUCUAUCGUCCACCUCCAGCCUCUUUCCUGUAAAUCUGCCAAAGACUUUG
Molecule: messenger RNA, 1753 nt
Organism: Platichthys flesus (European flounder)
Lineage: Eukaryota; Metazoa; Chordata; Actinopteri; Pleuronectiformes; Pleuronectidae
Product: ephrin-A2-like
Exons: 4
Coding region: 460-1086 (208 amino acids)
Biological process (GO): ephrin receptor signaling pathway; osteoclast differentiation; axon guidance
Cellular component (GO): plasma membrane
Molecular function (GO): ephrin receptor binding
Source: RefSeq, a predicted model, not a curated record